AUGACGCGUCUGGGCACUUUAACAGGGGGUCGGGGCGCGCGCGUCCUCGUGCACGCUGCGUGUUGGUUUGUUUUGGUGCUGGUGUGUGUAUCGGUGCUGGUAGGAGACCCGGUGGGCGCGGAGCAUGCUGGCUUCUGUCCUAACAGCCUGAACCCGAACCUGUGGGUGGAUGCACAGAGCACCUGUGAGAGGGAGUGCAGCUCUGACCAGGACUGCGCUAGCCUGGAGAAAUGCUGUACUAACGUUUGUGGGCUGCUCAGCUGCGUGGCGGCUCGUUUCUCAGAUGACUCCUCCCCUUUCCCGCCGGCUUCCGACAGCCAAUCGGGUCAGAACGUGUCGUCGGUGAGUGGAGCCAGCUGCGAGGGCUUCCUGUGCAGCCAGCAGGGGGCGGAGUGCGUGAUGUGGGCGGGGCAGCCCGUGUGUAAGUGUCACGACCGCUGCGAGAGCGAGCCCAGCUUCACCUGCGCCUCGGACGGUCUGACGUACUUUAACCGCUGUUACAUGGACGCCGAGGCGUGCGUUCAGGGCGUGACCCUCACCGUGCUCACCUGUCGAUAUCACCUUUUCGCCAGCCCCGCCCCUACCGAUACGACCGUACCACCCACGCCUACCUCCUCCGCCCCGUUCUCACCGACUCUGUACUCGAACCCUCAGCACCGGGCCGUGUACCUGGGCGGGACGGUCAGCUUUCACUGCGACGUGGUUGGAUACCCAAAGCCAGACAUCACCUGGGAGAAGCAAUCGGAGCGACAGAUCAUGAAGCCGGAUCAGAUGUACGGAAACGUGGUCAUUACCAACAUCGGCCAGCUGGUGGUGUACAACGCUCAGGUCUGGGACACCGGGAUCUACACCUGUGUGGCACGUAAUUCGGUCGGCGCUCUGCGUGCUGACUACCCGCUGUCAGUCGUCCGGCGUGACGAGCACGACUUCUUCGAGGACUCGGAGGCCGGCGCAGAAGUCCCGGAUCGACCGUUUUCUCCCUCCGACUGUUCAGCCGAUCCGGAGCGAGGGGACUGCGGGGAGACUCACGUGGACUGGUACUACGAUGCUGCCGUCGGGUCCUGCCAACCGUUCUCCCACGGAGGCUGCCCGGGCGGACGGAAUCGCUUCGAGACCUACGAGGAAUGCCGGACGUCCUGCGAACACGAGGGACACGGCGUCUGCCGGCUACCUACCGUCCAGGGUCCCUGCAAGAACUGGGAGCCCCGCUGGGCCUACAACCCCCUCACCAAAAGAUGCCAGGCGUUUGUUUACGGAGGCUGCCGGGGAAACCGCAACAACUUCCGCUCCAAGACGGAAUGCGACGCUAACUGUCCUCGGCAGAAGUCUCGCCCGUGCCGGACCUGCAGGCUGAGAGGAAGGCUGGUGUCGAGUCUCUGCCGCAGCGACUUCGCCAUCGUGGGGCGUCUGACGGAGCUGAUCGAGGACCUGGACUCUGGAAUCGCUCACUUCAGUCUGGAUCGGAUUCUCCGGGAUGAGAAGAUGGGCCUGGAGCAGUUUAAGGCUCGUCACCUGGAGGUCACGCUGAGCCACAUGGACUGGAGCUGCCCGUGUCCCAACAUCACGCAGCAGGAUACGGGCCCCCUGCUGGUGAUGGGGGAGGUGCAGGACGGCAUGGCCAUGGUGCUGCCCGACAGCUACGUGAGACCAGUAUCUGAGCGCAGGAUCAGGAAAAUUCAGGAAGUUCUGGCUAAGAAGACGUGUGACAUGCUGCAGAGGUUCCAGGACUGAGUCUCCUGAACACACUAUUGGACCCUUGAGCAAGACCCUUAACGUCUAAGUUCUGGGCUCGGAUUGAAAUCUACCUCAGUUUUGACUCUCACUGCACUAGAGUUCCUAGAGCCGUUUUGUAUCAGAACAUUGGAACUGUCCAGGAGCAAAGUUCCACCUCCAAGGGUUCCGAAAAGCUUUGGGUUCAGAACAGGAAGAGUUUUACUGGUGUUGAAAGUACAAUGUUGAUAUUUUUGUCCAUGAAGCUGAACUUCACUGAUCUUCAGCGGGGUGUGAGUACUCGUGGAGGACGUUGGUGUAUGUAUGAUGGUUCAGAUGGUUCAGGACGUUCUCAGUCAUGAUAAAAUGUAAAAGCUCUUAGUCUGUGUGAGAAAGUUUUAUAAAUAAAUCCUAAAGUUUAAAAUC
Molecule: messenger RNA, 2136 nt
Organism: Trichomycterus rosablanca
Lineage: Eukaryota; Metazoa; Chordata; Actinopteri; Siluriformes; Trichomycteridae
Gene: wfikkn1
Product: WAP, follistatin/kazal, immunoglobulin, kunitz and netrin domain containing 1
Exons: 2
Coding region: 1-1731 (576 amino acids)
Biological process (GO): transforming growth factor beta receptor signaling pathway
Cellular component (GO): extracellular region
Molecular function (GO): transforming growth factor beta binding; serine-type endopeptidase inhibitor activity; receptor antagonist activity
Source: RefSeq, a predicted model, not a curated record